Oikopleura dioica is the source of this 378-nucleotide messenger RNA. NCBI's taxonomy places the organism in Eukaryota, Metazoa, Chordata, Appendicularia, Copelata, Oikopleuridae. The record is from the annotation of a GenBank genome assembly.
AUGUCCGCCAGCGCCACAGCUUCCCGCAUCGCCAAGACCUUCACCCGCUCGCUCGCAGUGGCGAAGGACUCGACUCCCAAGUUCAUCCCGACAAAUCCGGGCCGGCGCAUCGAAGCUGGCUACCAGUCGAACAGGUGGGUGGCGACGAUCCCGCUCCAGCAGGAGGAGCUAGAGAGCUUGAAAAUCUCCGAACAAGACGGCCAAAUCACCAUCUCCGGCAACUACUGGGCCAGAGAGUGGCAGUCCAGCAUAUCCAUGCCUUACGACGCGAUAGAAGGCUCCCUCAAAGCCAGAAUCGACGGCGACACUCUUUUCAUUUCCGCGCUGGUCGACGAGCCGAGCGAAAGAGGAACAGAAAUUAAAAUCGAAAAAUUAUAA